Messenger RNA from Drosophila innubila, 1177 nucleotides. Its product is annotated as serine/threonine-protein phosphatase alpha-3 isoform-like. Lineage: Eukaryota; Metazoa; Arthropoda; Insecta; Diptera; Drosophilidae. Gene Ontology annotation, cellular component: nucleus; cytoplasm. The transcript has a single exon. Bases 1 to 1173 code for a protein of 390 amino acids. The record is from RefSeq and is a predicted model, not a curated record. Gene Ontology annotation, molecular function: protein serine/threonine phosphatase activity.
AUGUUUAUUUAUAAAGAAACAUGCAAAACAAUACAAUCUGCGGUUGAGCUAGACAUUGGACAGAAAAAUGAGUUUAUUAUCGGCACACACCAAAGGAAUCAAACACCCGCCGAAACACCACAACAAGUGAUCGAAAGUUCCGAUGCCGCUAACCAAGAAAAUGGACCUGGUGUGGUGAACUCCCCGAGGACCUCCAAUCUAUCGGAUUCGGGACUAAAUUUGACCGAAUUAAUCGGCAAGCUGAAGGCAUUCCGAGGCAGCAAAGUGCAGCGUAUUCAACUUUAUGAGCCUGACAUCCUCCAUUUAUGCUUCCAGGCGAGGGAGAUCUUCAUGCAGGAAUCUAUGCUGCUCGAGUUGUCAGCCCCUUUGAGAGUUGUGGGAGACAUUCAUGGGCAGUUCAAUGAUUUGCUGAGGAUAAUGGAGCAUGCCGGGUAUCCGCCCAAUGUGAACUAUUUAUUCCUGGGCGACUAUGUGGAUCGGGGCAAGAACUCAGUGGAGACGAUAACACUUCUACUGGCGCUUAAGGUAAAAUAUCCGCAGCAUGUGUAUCUACUACGUGGCAACCAUGAGUCGCAGUCGAUAAAUCGCGUCUACGGCUUCUUCGAUGAAUGCAAGCGACGUUACACGAUCAAGCUGUGGAAGACAUUUGUCGACUGUUAUAAUUGCAUGCCGGUAGCAGCUACUGUGGCCAAACGAAUCUUCUGCUGUCACGGCGGUCUGAGCCAGAAGCUGAAGGAUUUGAAUGACAUCAGGAUAUUGCCUCGACCCACCGAUGUGCCCGAUGAGGGGCUGCUGUGCGAUCUAUUGUGGAGUGAUCCCGAUCGAUUUGGCUUCGGCUUUUCGCCGAGUGAUCGUGGCGUUAGUUUUCUAUAUGGUCGAGAUGUGCUUGAGAGGUUCCUGCGUAAGUAUGACUUUGAUUUGCUGUGUCGGGCCCAUCAGGUGGUUGAGGAUGGCUACGAGUUCUUUGCCAAACGCCAGCUGGUCACAAUCUUCUCCGCACCCAAUUACUGUGGCCUCUAUGACAACGCGGGUGCCUCCAUGGCCAUUGACAAGGAUUUGGUGAUUACGUUCGAUGUGCUACGUCCAUCAGACACUCGAAAGGUUCGAAUGCGCACCAGUCACUCCAAAUCGAGUUCAAAUUCAAACGCGAACAUAAAUCCAAAUUCGAAUUGAGACU